Messenger RNA from Arabis nemorensis, 1536 nucleotides. The record is from the annotation of a GenBank genome assembly. NCBI's taxonomy places the organism in Eukaryota, Viridiplantae, Streptophyta, Magnoliopsida, Brassicales, Brassicaceae.
AUGACAUUGACGAUCCAAACCGCACCUGGUAGCUCCGGUUACUUGGAUAUGUUCCCAGAGAGAAGAAUGUCGUAUUUUGGCAAUUCUUACAUUCUUGGUUUGACUGUCACUGCCGGAAUCGGUGGACUUCUUUUCGGUUACGACACAGGUGUAAUUUCCGGUGCUCUUCUGUAUAUUAAGGAUGAUUUCGAAGUCGUUAAGCAGAGCAGCUUCUUACAGGAAACUAUUGUAAGUAUGGCUUUAGUUGGUGCAAUGAUUGGUGCUGCAUCAGGAGGUUGGAUUAAUGACUACUACGGUCGUAAAAAGGCGACUCUUUUUGCUGAUGUUGUCUUUGCAGUUGGAGCAAUCGUUAUGGCUGCUGCACCUGAUCCGUAUGUUUUAAUAUCGGGUCGGCUACUGGUUGGUUUAGGAGUUGGUGUUGCUUCUGUGACUGCUCCGGUUUAUAUAGCCGAAGCAUCUCCAUCGGAAGUUAGAGGUGGACUUGUGAGCACUAAUGUUUUGAUGAUCACUGGUGGACAGUUUCUUUCGUACCUUGUUAAUUCUGCUUUCACACAGGUUCCAGGAACAUGGAGAUGGAUGCUUGGUGUUUCAGGCGUUCCUGCUGUUAUUCAAUUUGGUCUCAUGCUUUUCAUGCCAGAAUCCCCGCGAUGGCUUUUCAUGAAGAAUCGUAAAGCGGAAGCCAUCCAAGUACUUACCAAAAUCUAUGACAUCUCGCGGUUAGAGGACGAGAUUGAUCAUCUUACCGCGGCUGAAGAGGAAGAACAACAAAGGAAAGGCACUAUUAGCUACUUGGAUGUUUUUAGAUCCAAAGAAAUGAGACUCGCAUUUUUCGCGGGAGCAGGACUUCAGGCAUUUCAGCAAUUCACCGGUAUCAAUACCGUAAUGUACUAUAGCCCUACGAUAGUCCAAAUGGCUGGAUUUCAUUCAAACCAGCUCGCUCUGUUGCUCUCUCUCAUCGUUGCUGCUAUGAAUGCCGCUGGAACAGUAGUGGGGAUUUAUUUUAUCGAUCAUUGUGGAAGGAAAAAGCUUGCUCUCUCGAGUUUAUGCGGAGUCAUUAUAUCUCUCAUAAUCUUCUCAGUCUCGUUCUUCAAACAAUCUGAUGCAUCAUCUGAUGGAGGGCUUUACGGUUGGCUCGCUGUGCUUGGUUUAGCUCUAUACAUUGCUUUCUUUGCACCGGGAAUGGGACCGGUCCCAUGGACAGUAAACUCAGAGAUAUACCCACAACAGUACCGAGGCAUAUGUGGAGGCAUGUCUGCAACAGUAAACUGGAUCAGCAAUUUGAUUGUGGCACAAACAUUCUUGUCGAUAGCGGAAGCUGCUGGCACAGGGAUGACUUUCCUGAUAUUGGCGGGCAUCGCGGUUCUUGCGGUUAUCUUUGUGAUUGUGUUUGUCCCUGAGACGCAAGGACUAACGUUUUCGGAAGUUGAACAGAUUUGGAAAGAGAGAGCUUGGGGACAUAACAGCGGUUGGGGCAGUAGCAGCGAUAGCAACAACCUUGAGGGCGAGGGGCUAAUCGAGCAGGGAUCUCGGUCUUAA